GACCGAGGUCUAGAAAGUUGAAGAAGAGAGAGCGCAAGCCAGAAGAAAAACGCCCUCGCACCGCUUUCACCAAUGAGCAACUAGCCAGGUUAAAAAGGGAGUUUGAAAUGAAUCGAUACCUCACGGAGGAGCGGCGUCAGAAACUAGCGCGUGAGUUAAACUUAAACGAAUCCCAGAUAAAAAUCUGGUUUCAGAACAAACGGGCAAAGAUCAAGAAGUCUUUGGGGCACAGGAACGGUCUUGCUCUCCAUCUGAUGGCCCAGGGCCUUUACAAUCACUCCACAGUGGCGGUUGAUGAGGGAGAAUGA
This is a messenger RNA of Lingula anatina, 308 nucleotides long. RefSeq names its product homeobox protein engrailed-2a. Gene Ontology annotation, cellular component: nucleus. Gene Ontology annotation, molecular function: RNA polymerase II cis-regulatory region sequence-specific DNA binding; DNA-binding transcription factor activity, RNA polymerase II-specific. The record is from RefSeq and is a predicted model, not a curated record. Gene Ontology annotation, biological process: multicellular organism development; regulation of transcription by RNA polymerase II; neuron differentiation. Lineage: Eukaryota; Metazoa; Brachiopoda; Lingulata; Lingulida; Lingulidae.